AACCCACGUGUACACUCUUUCACGCUUUCACUAGCUUUCGAAGGGGAACGGAAGGAGAAGACGUAGCUACAGACAAAAAGAAGGAUGCUAUCGUCCAUUCGUUUAUCCUGGACUGUCAGGGCCCGUUUGUCGAGCGCCAGGUUUAGGAUUUAUAUGGACGGUCGUCGACCAAGAGCGUUCAGUAUAGAUGAGGGGAGAGGCGAGGAUGACAUUGACAAGGAUAAAGAGCUGUCGGUGAGAACGAGGGAUAGUUUGCCAGUUGCAAACAAAGGAGCCGCUGACCUAGACAAGACAAACAGCGAGGCCUUAGUCUCAGAGAGAGAAUCUGUGGCUGGUUACAGCUUUGACGAAUUGCUUGACAGAAUUGCUGCAGCUAAGCUUCGCAGAGACGAGAGAAUCUUCCAUGAUCAGCCAGCUGAGGUUCCGCAGAGGAGAAAGAGACAUCUGCACAGAACUCUCGAUAACAUUGACGAACUUGUGCAGUUUCUGAGAGAGGAAAACGGCAGAGACAUUUGCGUCAUACGAGUGCCUCCCGAGAGAGAAUAUGUAGAGUACUUUGUCGUGUGUAGCGGACUUGGGACGAGACAUAUCCACACAAUGGCAGACAAUCUGGCAGCUGAGGCGAGUAGACUGCUACAAUUCUACUCUACUCUGAGAAAAGCAAACUGCACUGGCUUUGUAAAGUAUUGUGCAUAUUGUGUGUUAAAGGGUUUAUCUGUAUAUAGGUGAAACGGUGCAGAGAUGGAAAAGGAAGGAGAGUGAGUGUAGGCGGAAAAGAGAGCUCUGACUGGACGGCAGUUGAUGUUGGGUUUGCAGUCGUUCAUAUGAUGCUGGAUGACACCAGACAAAGAUAUGAGUUGGAGAAACUGUGGACACUCGGCCCGAAAUACGACGAUCAGACUAUGAGCAUGCUAGCAGAUAGACCCUCACCCCCAUUUCGAUGACAUCCAGUGUGCGCACGCGCAAUAAUUAUAUGCGUUUGGUGA
Geodia barretti is the source of this 986-nucleotide messenger RNA. Lineage: Eukaryota; Metazoa; Porifera; Demospongiae; Tetractinellida; Geodiidae. The record is from the annotation of a GenBank genome assembly.